This is a messenger RNA of Quercus robur (English oak), 2202 nucleotides long. RefSeq names its product probable CoA ligase CCL5. Gene Ontology annotation, molecular function: CoA-ligase activity. The transcript is spliced from 7 exons. The record is from RefSeq and is a predicted model, not a curated record. Bases 301 to 2028 code for a protein of 575 amino acids. NCBI's taxonomy places the organism in Eukaryota, Viridiplantae, Streptophyta, Magnoliopsida, Fagales, Fagaceae.
AAGGCGUGGGCAGAAUUCAAAUCUUCUGAAGACUCCUCUCUCUUGCUAACUCUUACAUUUUCACUUGUAAACCUUUUCAAAUUCUAAACUGUAAUCUUUUCUCAUCUCUAUUGUAAUCCUUUGGCUUCUUCAAACAAGUGCAAUUCUCUUGUACCUCACCAUUUCUCAAGUUUUAUAUUCAAGUGUUUGCCUUCAACUGCAGCAUUACAAAACUGACAAGACAUGUGAUUGUCAUUUUGAACCAUUAAACACAACAUAAAAGACGGAUCCCUACGAUUAACUAAGCAAAUUCAUCAGGAAAUGUCAGCAGCAGAAGCAGGGAACACCACCACCAAAGAUGACUCCGGCAACCCUGGACUGCCACACUAUCCGAAAAGUGGGUUUGACCCACAAACCGGAAUCUAUUAUUCGAUUAAUAAACUUGGUGACCAACAUAAAAUCCCCACUAGGCCAGACCUUGACAUUGCUACAUAUGUGCUAUCUCAUUUCCCACAUCCCCACCAAGCAGAGUCAAAAAUUGCACUCAUAGAAUCAGCCACAAAUCAGCAGUUCACCUAUGCAUGGCUCCAAAGAUCAAUUCGUUCACUUGCUAAAGGCUUGUACCAUACUCUUGGGGUCAGUAAAGGUGAUGUGGUAUUUGUAUUGUCACCAAACUCGCUCUUGUACCCAACCAUAUGCCUUGCAGUGUUCUCAAUUGGUGCAAUAUUAACCACAGCCAACCCACUUAACACCAAGUCAGAAAUAGCCAAGCAAGUAAGUGACUCAGGCGCCAAGCUAGCAAUUUCAGCACCUGAAGAGCUUCACAAAUUGGUCCCAACUGGGGUGUCUACAAUUCUAACAUCAAGAAAACCAAACAAAGAUUCGUCAUCCUUAUCCAUUGAAGAAUUAAUUGAAAGCUCUGAUCAUUUAUAUCAGUUGCCACAAGUCAAGCUAGUUCAGUCAGACACAGCAGCUAUACUAUACUCUUCUGGGACUACCGGGACAAGCAAAGGUGUAGUUCUAACACAUGCAAAUUUCAUCGCCAAUGUGGCAUUUCUGAGAUGGACUGUGGACGUAAGCUCAGCUCAAAACGAUGUGUUUUUGUGUUUCCUUCCUAUAUUUCAUAUCUACGGCCUUUCUUUUUUCGCGCUAGGAUUGUUUUGUGUGGGAACUACUACGGUGGUGAUGAAAAAGUAUGAGUUCCAUGCUAUGCUUCAAGCAAUUAAAACACACAAAGUUAAUAACAUACCAGCUGUGCCACCAGUGAUACUUGGGCUAGUAAAGUACACGAGCAAAGCAGGGUUUGAGUCUGAGUUAUCGUCGUUGAGAAGGGUGACCACUGGGGCUGCACCAUUGAGCAAAGAAGUAGGUGAUGUGUUCAGAAAAAGGUUUCCAUGGGUAGAGCUAAGGCAAGGAUAUGGACUAACAGAAAUCUGUGGAGCAGCAACGUUUUCGCCGACUCACAAAGAGGCUAAAGCUCGUUCGGGGUCAUCAGGAAUGUUGAUUCCAAGCUUUUGUGCUAAGGUGGUUGAUACUGAAACAGGAAAGCCCUUGCCACCUUAUAGGGAAGGAGAGCUGUGGCUGAAGAGCCCUUCUAUUAUGAAAGGUUAUUUGGGAAAUGUGGAAGCUACUGCAGCAACAAUUGAUUCAGAUGGGUGGUUGAAAACCGGUGAUAUUUGUUAUUUUGAUGAGGAUGGGUUUCUUUUCAUUGUGGAUAGGGUUAAGGAGCUCAUCAAACAUAAUGGGUAUCAGGUGGCUCCAGCAGAACUGGAAGCAAUACUUUUGAGUCAUCCUUCAAUUCUCGAUGCAGCCGUUAUACCGGUGGAAAAUGACGAAGCAGGUCAGAUACCUAUGGCAUACGUGGUAAAAGCAGUUGGUUCUGAGCUCAGUGAAGACCAAGUGAUUAAAUUUGUGGCUGACCAGGUGGCCCCAUACAAGAAAGUUAGAAGAGUCAGUUUCACUAGUGCAAUUCCAAGGUCAACUUCAGGCAAGAUAUUGAGAAAGAACCUGGUUUCACAAAGCAAACAGCAAUUUAUCUCCAAAUUGUAACAGUUUUCUCUCUUCUUUUUUAUUUUCUUUGCUGCUCAAACCUAAAUAAGAUUUUCAAGAAAUGAAUUGAUCAGCCAUGAUAUUUUCAGCAGUCUAGAAGAUGGGCCUUUAGAGGUCAAACUGUAUAAUGGUUUGUAUUAAUAAAGUUCAAACAACUUUCGUUUGCCUGCCUAA